Molecule: messenger RNA, 1249 nt
Organism: Eleginops maclovinus (Patagonian blennie)
Lineage: Eukaryota; Metazoa; Chordata; Actinopteri; Perciformes; Eleginopidae
Gene: mtres1
Product: mitochondrial transcription rescue factor 1
Exons: 4
Coding region: 244-1002 (252 amino acids)
Biological process (GO): regulation of mitochondrial transcription
Cellular component (GO): mitochondrion
Molecular function (GO): RNA binding
Source: RefSeq, a predicted model, not a curated record
UCUCUGUAGAAUCCAAAGAAGAAGAAGGAGGUUAUUCCAUCGGUGAGUGGACUACCGUUUAUAUAUUGCGUCUUAGCAGUAAAAUGUGAUAUUUAACACUAAAGGUAAACGGUUUAAACUAUUUUUUGGUUACGGGCUCGUCGACUGUUGCACAAGGAAGGAUAGAAAUGAGUGCACGUGCUCACUGAAGAGAAGUUGAGCUAACGUUAGCUAGCAGUUUCUCCUUCAGCUUCACCGUGAAACAUGUCAAGCUCCACCAAGCAGAGACAACCUCCGCAUAAAGUGACUGGGUGGAGUGCCAACAUGCAGAGUUUGGUAGUGCAGGCUCUCGCCAUGAGGCAGCUAGGAAGGUUAAACCCCCGCCAUCUGCUGGCUGCUGGAUAUGGACUGAGGCAGGCUGAAUGGUGUCCCAGGACCCUCCACACACGGCAGCUGUGGGGCUGCUCGGCCUUCCCUGCACUCGGCUGUCACAGUAGGCCGGCUUUCCGAUGCCGGGACGCUCUCAGGGGAUGGUCCGUCAAUCCUCUGAGGUUUAAAAGCCACAAGAAGAAAAGUGCGGCUAAGACAGUUAAAGAUGACGAGGAGGAAGAUGAGGAGGAAGAUAAAAAAGACCCAGAGGACAGUGAUUAUGAGGAGGAGGAGGAGGUGGAUGAGAAUCUACCAAAGGACUAUAAAGACAUUGAGAAACACGUGCAAUCCUUUCGCUAUGACGUCAUAAUGAAAGCCGGCCUGGACAUGGCGCGCAAUAAAAUUGAGGUGUCCUUCUAUGACAACAAGCUCAGGCUAAACGGACAAAAACUCAUCAAGAAAAGUAAAACGGUAAAAGUUGGGGACACGUUGGACCUGGUAAUAUCGGAGAACCGAGAAACUAACACUGUCACUCUGAUGAGAGUCUGCCUCCGGAGGGUUUUUGAAGAAAUGAGCACCACAGAAAAGUACAAAGUUGCCAUACGACGAUGGAAAAGUUUAGAUCUACCCAUAGAGGAGGCCUUCAAGCCAUGAACUUGAACAGGACAGUGUUGACUGAAACCAUUUGUCCAUGAAGGCAACAUCACCGGCAGAAGUGAAUGCGGUCAAAUGACUGGCAAUCUGCAACAUGUCGUAUCUCUAAUGGAUAACUACAGUGUAAUGUAAAGGUUUUUAGCGGGGGAAGACUUUAAGCAGUUUUCUCAGAGAAAUAUUUUUAGUGUUUAUGUUUCCCUGCUAUACUGUGAGACUCCUCCAAUAAAGGUGCACUUUGACACUUUGA